AUCGCUUCUCCUGUCGAUUCUUUUGCCGCUCUCUCUCUCUCUCAAUGGAAGAAAGAGAAGCGGAGGUAUGCUCUCUUGAGUAAUUCGACCGUCCAUUCACACAUUCCUCCUUCGGGAUAAUCUGACAGAUCCUGACCGGUUGAAAUCUUAGAUGAUAGCAAAGGGGAGAAGCGAGUCACUGGAAAUGGAGCAGUACGAAGUACUUGAGCAAAUUGGGAAAGGAGCUUUCGGUUCCGCUCUUCUUGUGAGGCAUAAGCAUGAAAAGAAGAAGUAUGUCUUGAAGAAGAUUCGGCUUGCCCGUCAAACUGAUAGGUGCCGCAGGUCUGCUCAUCAGGAGAUGGAGCUUAUUUCCAAAGUGCGCAAUCCAUAUAUUGUGGAGUACAAAGAUUCUUGGGUAGAGAAGGGAUGCUACGUAUGCAUUAUUAUAGGAUACUGUGAGGGGGGAGACAUGGCUGAAGCUAUAAAAAAAACCAAUGGAGUUCAUUUUCCUGAGGAGAAGCUUUGUAAGUGGCUUGUACAACUCCUAAUGGCGCUUGAUUACUUGCAUAUGAAUCAUAUUCUUCAUCGAGAUGUGAAGUGUUCAAAUAUAUUCCUGACUAAAGAUCAAGACAUUCGUUUGGGUGAUUUUGGACUUGCCAAAAUGUUGACUUCAGAUGACCUUGCCUCCUCCGUUGUGGGAACUCCCAGCUAUAUGUGCCCCGAGCUUCUUGCAGACAUACCUUAUGGCUCUAAAUCUGAUAUUUGGUCUCUAGGAUGUUGUAUAUAUGAGAUGACCGCACACAGGCCUGCAUUCAAAGCAUUUGAUAUGCAAGCACUGAUCAACAAAAUCAACAAGUCCAUUGUAGCUCCGCUUCCGAGCAUGUAUUCCGGUGCUUUUCGAGGACUCAUUAAAAGCAUGUUGCGGAAGAACCCAGAACAUAGGCCAAGUGCAGCUGAGCUGCUCAGGCACCCACACCUUCAGCCCUAUGUUCUAAAGAUCUACCUAAAAUCCAGCCCUGGCCGCAAUCCCUUGCCUGUUCACCACCCUCCAAAUAACUACAUAAAGAAAACUAGAUUUCCAGAGCCGGAAGAAAAUGACUCCCUAUGCAUGGGCCAAGAAAAAAGGCGAUCCUUCAGCAAUGACAGGGUCAUGAAACUGAGUCAUGCAAUGGAGCGGGACUCUGCUGGUUCUACUCAAAGAAUACAGGAUUCUCCAAGUUGUCUGAAUCAAAGAAUCACAGAGUUAUCUGCUGGCAGCAUCCAUGUUGAAGAGACCAGUGUUUAUAAACCUAUAAAUGCAAAGGCUUCAAACAUUGCAAAGACGCCGAGAUUGACUCCUGCUAAAGGGUCUGUGAGUCCAAAGAGAAAAACAGAGCCUUCAAAGAUAGUCCGUGGUCGUCUAAAUCGCGAAUCGCUUCCAACUUCACGAACUCCGGCUGAUAAAUCCACCCAUCCAAUUCGCAGAGCAUCCCUUCCCUUACCCACCAGAGCUGCAACUGUAGAAACCCCAUGCAGGCCCAACACAAGUCUCCUCCACCGCAUGAACUCACCCGAUGUCUCUGUCAAUGCUCCCAGAAUAGAAAUUACGGAAUUCCCAUUAGCCUCAUCUGAGGACCCCCUCUUUCCUAUUCGCAAAAACAGAUCGAUGGCGUCUGCUCAAGGCUCCUCCAACUCUCCACAUUGCGGUGACCGGUCGAUCAUGAAAGACAAGUGCACAGUCCAGACCCACGAGACCUCUUACAAGCCGAGCUUCAUUGGUGAGGCGGGGCAUGCAAUCCGGCAUGGCAUGUUUUGGGAUGGUGGGGAUGAAGGGAGUGAGUAUUCUGAGAGGAAUCCAACAGCAGAGGCGUCAAGCCGGGGGUCAUCAGAGUCACGGCAGCGGAGGUUCGACACCUCGUCAUACCAGCAGCGGGCGGAGGCAUUGGAAGGGCUACUGGAGUUCAGUGCACAGCUGCUGCAGCAGGAGAGGUUUCAAGAGCUUGGGAUACUGCUCAAGCCAUUUGGGCCAGGUAAGGUAUCUCCAAGAGAAACUGCUAUCUGGCUGACCAAGAGCUUCAAGGAAACCACGGUGAAACAGGAGUAGGACUCUAAGAGAGGUGGGCCCCACUUGUACUCGACCAUUACGAUGUAGUAGUUUGAAAUUUGAAUUUGCAAGGGAAAAGGAAUCAGAUGCUUAGCCAUCAUUUUUGCAGUGGCAGGGUGUAGAGACUUUACUGCUUGGAAGUAGGUUUGGCCUUUUCUUUUA
Molecule: messenger RNA, 2224 nt
Organism: Magnolia sinica
Lineage: Eukaryota; Viridiplantae; Streptophyta; Magnoliopsida; Magnoliales; Magnoliaceae
Product: serine/threonine-protein kinase Nek2-like
Exons: 15
Coding region: 152-2062 (636 amino acids)
Biological process (GO): protein phosphorylation
Molecular function (GO): ATP binding; protein kinase activity
Source: RefSeq, a predicted model, not a curated record